This is a messenger RNA of Wallemia mellicola CBS 633.66, 3366 nucleotides long. RefSeq lists its product as hypothetical. The record is from RefSeq and is a predicted model, not a curated record. Bases 8 to 3208 code for a protein of 1066 amino acids. NCBI's taxonomy places the organism in Eukaryota, Fungi, Basidiomycota, Wallemiomycetes, Wallemiales, Wallemiaceae. The transcript has 4 exons. Gene Ontology annotation, molecular function: guanyl-nucleotide exchange factor activity.
CGCAGCGAUGGCGGAUGAUAGCGAGAAAGCUAUUAGAAAGGCCAGGAGAGCAGUAGUAAUGUCUUCAGAUCUGGCUUCAAAUUUAAGCCCUUCACAAAGCAGCUUAGCUCAAUCUGCGCAGGCUGCCUUUGCUUUCGAUGGAAAUCCGAGCUACUACAACAGCAUCACAGAUUUAGCCUCACUUUCUGAGAGCAUUAAUGAAUACGAAAGAGAAAAAGACGUACAAUCGCCUGAAGAGACUCACGAAAUUAAUGACUUUAGCCCUCCAGUGCCGGCGUCUUCCAACUCGGACCGUCAGUCGGAAAUCAGUAUAGAGAGUACCACAGAUGAGGAAGACGACAAUUUAUUCGAUUCUUCCACAUUACGUAACGCUUACAACAACUAUAUUGAACAAGGUAGCACGCUCCAGCCUUCACCGAGCAAGGCACUCAGUUCAGUCGACGACGGCACCCACUUGACUGUCAGAGAAACUAACGCGAACCUCGAAGAAGUUAAAGUACCAGAGAAUGUCACACACGUUAUGAUAGGGAAUACCGCAACGCCCGAACUCGCACCAAGUUUCCUGCGCACCCUCUUUAACAACAACUAUGAGAGUCUUUUGGUGCUCGAUAUUCCAGAUUGUGGUAUUACCACACUCGGCGACGAGUUGUCCCAGCUCACAAAGCUCGAGGAGCUGAACGUCUCAAAUAACUUGUUCACGGGAUCAACACUCCCAGCCAUCAUAUCUACACUUGGGAGCAAUCUGCGCCUACUCAAAGCCGACAAUUGUGGUCUUAUUACACUUCCUAGAGAGCUUACUAGAAUGACUGGUUUAAAUACUCUAUCUUUGCGGAAUAACAGAAUGCCAAAUCUUCCAGCUUGGCUUUGUAUGCUGCCUAAUUUGGAGUUGCUUCUAGUCGAUGAUAAUUCAUUUAGCGCGCCUUGGAAACCGAUUAUUUCCCCAAUUCUCUCGAGUACAAUUAGAGAUAAGUCCAGCAAUCCCCCGACACCAAGGAUAGGAUACACCGGUAACGGUCUUCUUACUCCUCAGCAAAGAUCACUCACUACGGAUGCGGGUUCGAUUAGCUCCCGUCCAAAUACUCCAGACACAAUGAGAAGAAUGAAAUCAACGACUGAUUUGUCUAGUAAUACUCCGAAACCACCGGAUAGGCUUACUAGCUUGUACGGUACACCUAAUGAUGUUUCAAAUAAUACUUUAGCGCCCCAAAGCGCAGCCGAUAAUCAGUCAACUUUAAACAGGAAAUGGGGAAUUUUCAAGAAGAUGUCAAUAAAUAGACUUAGGAGUGCUUCAAAUGUUGCUCUUAGAAGCACAUAUUCAAGCCAUCAAAGUAAUCCACCAAGUGCUGUUAUGAAUAGCAGCGCUUCUACAAUUAAUGUCACUAGUCUAAAUCGGCAAUCAUCACCUAACCCUGGCUCAAUUGCUGAAAGUAGCGCAUCAUCCAAGGCUACAAAGAGAAGAUCAUUUUUGCCUUUGAAUAAUGCCAAUGGAUUGGGAUUGAGUACAUCACCAACGACUAAUACAUUUAAUGAAAAUGAGGAAGAUGAAAGCAAACAAAAUGACUGGUUGAACAGCCCAACAGAUGGUCAAGAUAGAAGAGAAGAAGAGUACGCGAGAGGAUUCAGAUUUGUUAUGAAUUACCUCAGAGAUCUGUUCGAUUUGGGUGUUGACGCUGAAGAAGAGAUGGAAUAUGAAAGUGAUCCAUCAUACGUUGCCCUUCCAUUAAAUAGAGACUCAGCGAAGUUUUCAACACUUUCGCAAACAUUGGGUCCGCCAACAAAUACUACUCACUCGAAUAACCCUCAAAAUGCUCCCACACAUGUACAAUUGAUGGGAAGACAGACUACGACAGACUCAUCAAUGAUUUCGAGACAACCGUCUGAGUCAUCAUGGUCACAAUCUAAUAGAACAACAAUGUCUUCUAUUGACGAUAAGUCAAGUCUUUCAAUUAAAGAGAAAGAGCCACCUCUACCAGCCAUUCCAGCAGUUCAUGGGAAGGCUGAUCCAAAACGUCAAUAUCACGUCAUAAGAGAAAUUAUAGAAACAGAACGCACCUAUGUUAAAGGUCUACAAGAAUUGGUUGACAUUUAUGUCAUUCCAUCAGAAUCUGAAAUCUCUCUCGCUGAACGCAAGAGAGUUUACAUGGGUGUUGAAGGAUUACUUGCAUUCCACAAAGAUUCUAUGCUUCCUUCAUUAGAGCAGGCUCUUUAUUCACCAGCUGACGAGAUUGUGGUGAACGUAGCCAAGAUUUUCAUUCGUCAUGCAGCUUUCCUCAAAAUUUACAAUAUAUAUAUUAACGAAUUUGAUUACGCUCAGAACAGAGCUAAGUGGUGGAUGGAGAAGGAUCCUUAUAACUCACCGCUUAGUCCGAAGAGCCCAGGUGUUGGUUCAUUGUCGUCGCCAACAUUGUCUAGUUUGACCGUCAGCAGUGGUCCUAGUGGAAUGAACAUUGCAUUGCCAGCUAGUAAGCAGCCAUACGCUUAUCCACCAUUGAGCACGAAAGAGAGGAAGAAGAUUAGACAAUUUUGCAAAGCUGCGAGGAAGAAUCCACUCCACACGCAGAUGAAUCUCGAAAGCUAUCUUUUAUUGCCAAUUCAGCGUAUACCGCGUUACAGAAUGCUGCUUGAAGAGUGUUUGAAGUACACGACUCACAGACAUCAAGUGGAGCCUCUCAUACAGGCACUCGAUCACAUUGCGAACAUCGCAAUUGACAUGAACGAAUCAAAGCGUGAUGCUGAAGGACGUUUCCGCUUGGUUAAAUGGCAAUCACGUAUCCGUGGAAAAUUCCCAUCACCCCUCGUACAACCACACCGUCGCUUACUUUUAGAUGGUGGAUUGCGUUUGCUGAAGGUAGUUAAGAAGCUCGAGUAUCAAACUGAAGUAGCACCAGUUACGGAGGAUGAAGAAACAAAACAUAUGCAGGUUGUGGCACUCCAUCAAGAUACCGCACCAUCUAGACCAUUAAUUGGUCUCCUGUGCACCGAUCUUAUGGUGCUCUGCAAAGAUCUCUCUAAUGGCAGCGAUCCUGAUUGUCCUGUUGACCUUUACGCUGUGUUGAGGAUACAAAACGCAGCACACCCUGCCGUUGUACAUGGUAGUACUAUCCGUCUUGUUGAUCAUCGUGCUAUCCUUUAUCUCGAUUGUGAAGACGUCUCCACCGCGCUCACAUGGGCUCAGGCAAUCAAUCAGGAUAUGUCAGCAACAUGGUAAACCAACAUACAUUCUAGGCAACACUCUUUAGUUUCUUAUGGAGUUUUUAAACUUGCUAAUUGAACUGUUUUUUGACAUGAAAUUUUUAACAACUUUAUCUUGUAGUUAUACCACAUUCGCUUUCAGUACUGUAUUAAGAUUACUUUUUUACUUUAAAA